Molecule: messenger RNA, 1024 nt
Organism: Toxorhynchites rutilus septentrionalis
Lineage: Eukaryota; Metazoa; Arthropoda; Insecta; Diptera; Culicidae
Gene: Etfb
Product: electron transfer flavoprotein subunit beta
Exons: 2
Coding region: 149-913 (254 amino acids)
Cellular component (GO): cytosol
Molecular function (GO): electron transfer activity
Source: RefSeq, a predicted model, not a curated record
GAAUUGUGACUUCAGUGGAUGUAGUAGUGUCCGAAUUGGAAGAGUCACUUAACUCAAUUGAUUCAAGCUGGUUCGUGGCUCGACCAAAUCAACAGUCGAAUUGCAAAUAUCAUUUAAUCAGAUCCAAAAAAGAUUCUCCGAAGUAAUCAUGUCUCGCGUUCUGGUCGGAGUAAAACGUGUCAUCGACUAUGCCGUGAAGAUACGCGUCAAGCCGGACAAGACCGGUGUGGUUACCGAGGGGGUGAAACACUCGAUGAAUCCCUUCGAUGAGAUCGCUGUGGAGGAAGCGGUCAAGAUGAAGGAGAAAAAAAUUGCAUCGGAAGUCGUAGCAGUCUCGGUUGGCCCAGCCCAAUCGCAAGAGGUGCUCCGGACGGCUUUGGCAAUGGGAGCCGAUCGUGGAAUUCAUAUCGAGGUGAGCGGUAAAGACUACGAUCUGCUGCAACCGAUACACGUGUCGAAAAUCCUGGCCAAGCUGGCCCAAGACGAGAAAGCGGAUCUCGUCAUUCUCGGGAAACAAGCCAUCGAUGAUGAUUGCAAUCAGACUGCUCAGAUGACGGCGGCACUGCUCGAUUGGCCACAGGCUACGUUUGCGUCUAAGGUGGAGAAAACCGCUGACGGUUUGACGGUGGUGCGCGAGGUUGACGGUGGAUUGGAAACGAUCAAAACCAGGGUUCCGGCAGUAAUCAGCGCCGAUUUGCGUUUAAACACUCCCCGCUAUGCCACGCUGCCAAACAUCAUGAAGGCUAAGAAGAAACCAAUUAAAAAAAUCGCCCCGAAGGAUCUUGGGGUGGAUACCUCACCCAGAAUCGAAAUCGUUUCGGUUGAGGAUCCUCCAGUUCGCCAGGCGGGUUCCAUACUACCCGAUGUGGACACGCUGCUUGCCAAGUUGCGCGAGGGAGGACACAUUAAGUGAGAUGAGUCCCAACGAAUUUGAGUAGUUUUUUUACAUGUAUUUUUUGUUGUUAAUCAAGUGCAUUUUCCCCAUAUAAAAAGUAUCGAAAUAUAAUUUCCCUUUACAAUCGAA